CUGAGGAGUGAUCGAAAUCGAGAGAUGUCAUCGACUAAGAAAAGGCAGCGUGUGGGGAGCAGCGGCCGCCUCUCCUCCUAUACUGACACAGGGUGUGGGGAACCCAAAUCCGAAGAUCCAGCCCCGUUGCCAGCGCUUUCCCUCCGCCGCCUCACCACCAGCAUAAUACCUGGCGGCUUUAAUGAUUCCACCACCGCCGACGUCCUCCUUCGUCUCCAGCUUGGGGGAUCACCGGAUUUCUCCGUUGGAGAUCCUUCAUCCACCUCCGAUCCGGCCUCCUUACCCUCCCUCGAUCUUCACCUCCACUCCUCUAUUAUAUGCCGCUCCCGAUACUUCGCUGCUCGCCUCUCAGACCGAUGGCUUCGACCAGAUCCUUCCAUCCCCGUCGACUCUUCUUCAUCUGGUCUCAUCCGCCUCACUCUCAAGAUGCCAAGCCCCGGCAACUGCCGCCGUCCAUUCGACGCUCACGUCGCCGUCCUCCAGCUCCUUUACACCUCCGAUUUUCCCUGCUCGAUUAUCUCCGUCUCCGCUGCGCUUGAAAUGCUACCCGUCGCGCUGGAGCUUUUAUUCGAUGAUUGCGUCCGUGCCUGCGUGCGUUUCAUCGAGGCCGUUCCGUGGACGGAGGAAGAGGAAGAAGGGGUUCUCAGUUUGAUCCCCUUCCUACGGGAAGAGGAGUCGGAGAAUCUCCUUGCUAGGGUUUUCCCCGCAGCCACGACGGCCGGGGAUGGGAAGAAUAUAUCAGAGGAGAUGCUUUACGGCUUGAUUCUCAAAGUGAUACACAGCAAUCCGGGGUGGGCCUCGUUAAAGGCCUUCAUGGCGAAGCUUUUGAGGGACUAUUCGUCGCGUGAUUCGGUGAAGAGAGUGCUUGAUCGAGCUUUUCUGGAGAGUUUGGGGACGGUGAAGGAGUUGCUUGGAGAAUACGCUAGUCCUGACUUCAGGGUGGCUGGGGAUAACGAUGAGACCGAGGCGAUUCAGCGCCUGAAGAUACACACCGCCAAGGUUAAUGUGAGGAACCUCUUAUGGCUUGUGGACAGGAUGCUUGAGCUUAAUGUUGCGGAUACGGCGGCCAAGGAGUGGAGCGAUCAGUCAGCGCUUACGGCUGACUUGCAAAAGACUUUCCGGGAAGAUACAUGGAGAAAUAUUGCACCGGGCUUGCCGGCCUUGGUUCUGAGAUGUACCAGCCGACUGGCCAAUGCAAUAGCAGCAGGAUCAAUUUUGGCUCCUCGACAGGUAAGAAUGGAGCUUGUGAAGCAUUGGUUACCUGUGCUAAAUGUUUGCCGGGAGAUUGUUUAUGGGGCACCAUCAGAAGUUUAUCAGGAUCUGGAAGAAACAUUUUUGCAAAUCAUAUCUACCCUGCCUAUUUCUGAUGCUCAAAAUCUACUGCAAGAAUGCCUCUGCUUCACUCGUAAUGUUGACAAUUGCCCGCACCUCACCCUUGCUUUCACAACCUGGUUCAGGAGAGCAAAUAGGCAUCAGCUUGAUGAUUCUAUGAGUUAGGCAAAAUCUUUCAUAUGAGGUCAUCUAAACAGAUCCUGUUUGUUUAUAUUUGCAUGAUCACCCUUCUCCUUUGGAUUUUUAUAUAUGAUUUUCCUUUGUAGGCUCUUUGUACAAAGCUCUGUUGUGCGUCCUAAAGUUUCCCAAUCUGCAUAAAUUUGUUUGGCCGCUACUACUUCAAAAAAUUUCUUCAAAAAAAAAAAACAUUUAGACUUAAUUUCCUUUGCAGAGCUCGGUAUCUACUUGACGAGAAUUAGCAAUAAGGAGCUGGAGUUUUAGGAGAAUUAUUAGCAGAAAAUCUGUAGUUAGUGAUUGAGAAUGUCAUUGGCUCAUUAUUAUUUUUCCCCUCUAAGAAAAUAUCGUAAGAAAAAGCAUUUGAAAU
This is a messenger RNA of Dendrobium catenatum, 1876 nucleotides long. Its product is annotated as BTB/POZ domain-containing protein At1g63850. NCBI's taxonomy places the organism in Eukaryota, Viridiplantae, Streptophyta, Magnoliopsida, Asparagales, Orchidaceae. The coding region runs from base 25 to 1497 and encodes 490 amino acids. The transcript has 2 exons. The record is from RefSeq and is a predicted model, not a curated record.